GCGGACCGAAGAGAUGUGGUGGCGCUAUGUCGCUCGUGGCGCGUGUCUUUUUCACGAGUGUCUUCUCCGCGAGUUCAUUCUUCGUCUUCGCUGAGCCCUCGACGCGGCUCGGCCGCAACUGCGAGCCCAUCCGCGUGGACCUGUGCAAGGGUCUCGGCUACAAUGUCACCGCCAUGCCGAACCUCGUCGGGCACGAGCUCCAAGGCGACGCCCAGUUCACCCUGGAGACCUUCAAGCCCCUCAUCCAGUACGGCUGCUCAGCCCAGCUCCACUUCUUCCUGUGCUCCGUCUACGUCCCCAUGUGCACGGAGAAAGUCUCCACCCCCAUCGGGCCCUGUCGGAGCCUGUGCGAGUCUGUUCGGAGUCGGUGUUUCCCGGUUCUGCAAGGGUUCGGGUUCCCGUGGCCGGCGGCCCUCAAGUGCGCCAAGUUCCCGGAGCAGAACAACCACGAGCACAUGUGUAUGGAGGGCCCCGGGGAGGCGACUGCCGGCUUGGCGCCGGCCAUCCCUCUCUUGCCGACCAUCCCCAGGAUCCCGCUGCAGGACGAUGGACCGCGGCUGACGCCGUGCUCCAAGUACGCGCGAGCCAACUCCUACGUCUUCCUCAACGGGACCGGGCGCUGUGCUCCUCUUUGCGACGCGGAUGUGCUGUUCACGCGGACGGACAAGACGCUAGCCGGGGUUUGGUUCUCGAUCUGGGCCGGGUUGUGUUUCUUUGCGUCGCUGGUGGCGUUGUUGACGUUCCUGGUGGAGGCGAGGGAUGAGCGCGCGCGGUCUUACUACUUCCACCACCCGCAGGUGUGUUUGGUGUUGUGCUAUAACUUGGUGAGUGUCGGGUGGGGGCUGACGGCCAUCCUGGGUCAUACGCGCGUCGCGUGUCAUCUGGAGCCGGUGGAUCCGGAGAAACUUUUGUUGGCCCAGUACGGGUCCGGAAAAGCUGCUUGUGCUCUCGUUUUCUUCUUCCUUUAUUUCUUCGGAACGGCGUCGCUAGUCUGGUGGACACAGCUUUGUCUAGCGUGGCUCAUGGCAAGCGUCUCGCAGCCAACUCAAGACGAAACGAAAUUCCGCAUUCCUCUCUUCCAAAUUUCCGGCUGGGGACUUCCGGCCAUUCAGACCGUUGCCGCCUUAGCAAGCAGAUCUGUCGAUGCUGAUGAACUGACAGGGAUCUGCUCGAUCGGGAACCAGAGCUCGCAGGCGCUGCUGGUGUUGGUGGUGGUGCCCCAGCUGGUCUACCUCAUCCUGGGGAUGUCCUUCCUGGGGGUGGGCUACCUGACGCAGUACCGCUCCUGCUCCGGGAAAUCGGGGAAAGACCGGGUGUCGCCGGACGCCCACGUGGGGGUGUUCUGCCUCAUCUGCGGGAUGCCGGCCGUCUGCGUCCUCCUCUCGCACCUCUACGAGCUCUGGCUCCGGGAAGAGUGGCUCCUGGCCGUCCUGUCGGCCACGCCGCGGGCCCAGCCGAGGCCCCAGCUCUGGGUCUUCCUUACCCGGAUCUUCAUGUCCCUCGUCACCGGCGUCGUCGUCAGCGCCUGGGUAUCCUCCCCGCGAUCCCUCCAGGUCUGGAGGCGCCUCUGGAAGAAGCUCGAGCCCAGGUACAAGACGACUCCCGUCAAGUGUCACCAGACUAUACAGUAUUACCACCCCCAGGCCCACGCACACACGCACACUCACCCCAGGACGAAGAAGAUCCUCCACAAACACGCCGGUAGUGAGACUAUCGUGUAGGCCCGGAGGUGAUUCUGGAGUCCCUUUAUAGGCCUGACUAUCUUCUCCGCGCAAAGUACAUUUGUGGGAAUUUUUCCGAUUAUCGUUGCCGCACAAAAUCAUUUUCGCACGGAUAAUUUUCUGUAGUAUAUGUGGCAACGCCGAGAAAAAUAUGAGGCAUAUUUAAGAAAAAUCAGUGAGAGAUUGCGAUGUUGCCAGAUGUUUGAGAUCUGAUCUGUGAGAAAAUGAUUUUGUGCGGCAACGAUAAUCGAAAAAUUACCUUAAAUGUACUUUGUGCGGAAAAGAUAUUCUGCCCUUUAUACUGAGAGUUAAGGCAAUGUGAAUCCAUUUCUGAUUGGUUACCGUAUUUUAGGCCUCCACGGUGUCACGAACGGGAAUAAAGAUUACGUUUUCACCAACUGCAAAGAUUAUAAUCUGGAAUGGAUCGAGGAAUUACAUGUUUGAUAAGGAGCAAAUGGAAUGAGAGAAGGAAUGGAGAAAGGAAUUUGAGAAUGAGCCGACCAACGAUUACGAACAACGUUCAAUUUGUGUAAUCUUUAUUCUCGUUUGUGACUCCAUGAGGGGGUGUUGUCUCAACUCUCGGUGUAAAGGGACUCAAGGUAAUUCAACCGGGUUCAGAGGCGAAUCCAGCAAUUUGGCGACACCGGCUUUCCUCCAUCUAAAUAUCGAUUCUUGUCCGAGCACCUGGCCCCUCCAAGAAUCGAUACAUUUCCAUAGGUUGUAAUGGAGAAAAGACAAUGUUGCAAAGUUGCUGGAUCCACCAAUAACCGGGCUUAGGAAAAACGCCGCAUAAGCCUUUAGACGUUGCCAUAUUUUCUCCAAUGAAAACUGGAAUAAAUGGGGGAUUGUGUAAAUUUUUCCUCAUAGUUUACGUGCAAUUUUGAUCUCGAUUUCAUCUAAAAUAUCUAAAAAUCUCAAGGAGAAAUAUGCAUGCGUUUCCUCAAAAAUGCAUGUUUUCUUCGAAGAAACUUGGCAACUCUCGAAUCUUCGUACGGCGUUCUUCCUUGGUACGAUAGAAAAUCGACGGCUGAAGUACGAAACCACGAAUCUCCGUUUGCGACCUUGUGAUCCUCCUGUCGUACCUCGUUUGAACUAGUCUACGUAAUUUAUUGAUAACUGCCCUGAUUCUUUUUCUUCAGUAGCAGAAUAUUUUGUAUAAAUUUCAAGCUAGUUGGCUCGUUCUUCUUCGAAUCAAUACAACUGGAGCUGCCCCAGUAGCCAUAGCUCUUUAAAAAAAUUCUACAGAAAGUUGUCGAAUAAAAUGUAAAAAACUUGAAAAAUUCAAGAGUUCGUAAAUUUUGAGUAAAAAAAACCCAAAAAAUACUCGUUUUAGGACUCUCUUUUGGGGAAUGCUUUUAAAUAAAAAAUAGUGUUAUUUUAAUUAAAAGAAAACGUAAAGUUUACGCAAAAAUCAACAAACUAUUUCCUCAAUUUUUAUGGGCUUUAACUUUUCCUUUAUACUUUUCUGUGCACCACUUUUUUCCCUCGUUUUUGCCAGGAAGUUUUUAAAAACAUUACUUAAAUUAUACUUAAAAUUUACGUAAGAAAAUUUACUUAAAAAUUUUCUUCAAUUCUAUGUAAAAAGAGUCCUAAAAAGGAUCUCUUGAUACGCAUAUUUCAAGAGGUUUUUUACGUAAUUUUCAAGUGCUUUUUUUUUACAAGUUUUUUUUACAACUUUUCUCAACAGCCACUGCUCCUAUGUGAAGGGUGAAAUUUCGAAACACCAUGAUGAAGAUACGUGGUUUCGAACUUACUCGUCGACAUACUCAAACAUACAGGGUGUCUCAAAAGACGAAUAUUUUUAGAAUCAAUAUUGGGGUCAAAGUAAAACUUUGUUGUUCUGUUUCGUUUUCCUAAAAAAUACCUCUUCAAAACUCCAAGCUUCCCUCUAACUCCUGAAAAUAUGAUGUUGGUUCUUCUGAGGUCAGAUGUGUAUUCAGCGUGUAUGAGUACCUAAGUGUAUUUGUCACGCAUUUUCAUUGAUAACUAUCGUCACAAUAAAAAAAUUGGUGUUUGGUUCAAAGCGGGGUGUCAAAAUUGAAGGAUUAUUUUGGUGUUCACAGCUGAAAUCUUUCCACUUUUUCGAUCGUUAGUUUGCGCUUUUCUUGAUGAAGCUCGUUUAAAAGUAUCUCUUCUUGUACGUCUAUUUUGUCGUUAUUGCACAGAUUUCAUGUUUAUUUUGCUGUCUGUAAUUUAAGGGUGCUGUUAGCUUUUAUUCUUAUUUUCUUUUUCUUUUUUCUUUUUUUGCUUUUUCUAAAUUUAAAAAUUAAACUGGAAAAAAAUAUUGCAUGUUUUGCCAGGAAUGAUCUCCUGACUUUUAUCAAUUGUUGUGUUUUUCGACAACUUUUUUAUGUGAAAAAUUAAGGGUUCGAUGCAUCUGAGGUUAAUCAAAGUACUCGUAUAUUUAAGGAAAACUGUGAUAUUUUUAUUCUUUAUGAGUAUCGUGUGCACUUUAAAAGUGGCAAUAAACGAAAAUAUGAUAUUCCACAAAAUGCACUUUUAGUUCCUAUUCAAAAUUUUAGAAAAAAAAAAAAAUAUAAAUGUAACUGAAAGGAUACGGGGUAUUUAUGUGGGUGCUGAACUCAAAUACCUUUCCAAUUCAUAUAAAUAUCAUGCCUGUAUUCAAAUCAAUAAUUCUUACUUCCGGAUUCAAAUUUUAAUUGCUCUGAUGAAUUAUUUAUCUCAAAUUGUGUAAAUGAUGCAGUAUUACUGUUAAUUGUCGAAUUGUUCUGUAUAAAAUAUGUACAUGUUUGUAAAUAUAAAAUGUGAAUAUACAAAGAC
Bemisia tabaci is the source of this 4502-nucleotide messenger RNA. RefSeq names its product frizzled-4. Gene Ontology annotation, cellular component: membrane. NCBI's taxonomy places the organism in Eukaryota, Metazoa, Arthropoda, Insecta, Hemiptera, Aleyrodidae. The record is from RefSeq and is a predicted model, not a curated record. Gene Ontology annotation, molecular function: transmembrane signaling receptor activity; Wnt-protein binding. Gene Ontology annotation, biological process: canonical Wnt signaling pathway; non-canonical Wnt signaling pathway.